CCCACCUGUGCAUGGCAUCAACAGAAUGCGCUGGAUUCAGGUCUCCGUUUGUCAUGUGGCCGCCACCGGGGAAAACUGAGAAAUAAAUUGAUAAGCGGCAAGAAACACAAGAAAACAAGAUUGUGGAAACCGUGUCCGGGUUCUGUUCCAUCGAACUCGACGGUUAAAUCGACGAAAGAUGGAGGAAGUUUCCGUUGACUCGCCAGAGGAAAGCGAACUUUUACUACCCGCGAAUUAUGUCGAACAUGAAAUAAAUAGCGAGAUGGAACCGGAACCUCGGCAAGUCGAAACAGUCCCACUAGAGCCGGCAACGGGACCAUUAGAUGUGACUAAAAUGAGCCAAGAGAUGCAACAAGCUUACCGUGUCUACGUGGAGUUGCUAUCUGACUCGUAUCGGAAUAUCACUUGGCCCUUUCUAGAGCCGGUCGAUGCCCAAUCUUUAGGACUGUACGAUUACCACGAGAGAAUAAAAGAGCCCAUGUGCUUUACUACGAUUGGUCAAAAGUUCCAUGAAAAGGUAUACACCAGUAUCACGGAGGUGAUCGCAGACAUACGGCUUCUACUGGCCAAUUGUUAUCUGUAUAAUGGCCCGGACCACUGGGUGUCUAAACUUGGGCAGCGGCUUGAAAGUAUAUUGGAGCAAAAGCUGGCCUUGCUUAAUAGGUCAUUGAGAGAAAAAGUGACCUUGACUGCUACAAUGGCACUGAAAGGGGACUUCCCUAUUGAAACUGAGCCCGACCAAGAGAUUCUUGGUUCUGGACGUAGGCGGUCAGGUCGUCAAAACUACCUUCAAAUGUUGACUGGUAAGAACUCCAGCUCACUAGUGAACCAACUCAAGCUACAAGAGGAGAGUUUGGAAAAAGAGAGACGUCGGCAGCGUGAGAAAGAGAAGAAGGAGGCUAACCAAGCACUGCUCCAGGAUCUACAAGAAUGGGAGGCAAAGGAGCUUGGGAGUGAGAUUAUGGAUCAGCUGAGAGGCAUGUGGGAGAUACCAUCAGUUGGAAGCUUUCUUUACUUGGUAAAAACAUUGCUAGGGAUAGAAGACAUCAACAUGACAGAGUUUGAACUAAGCUUUGUCUACCCUAACAAGUCAAACCUUCUGUCAAGGAUAUUCACUGCACUUCUUAUCACCCCUCAUCAAAGGAAAAGUCUCUACAAAAAGCCACCAAUGAAAUUCAAGCUGUGGGAGUUAAAGCUGAAAGAAAAGGUGUCCAGUUGGUACAAGUUGGCAGAAAAGGAGGGGACUCACUCUGCAUCAAUUCAGUUGGGAAUAGAUCCAGCCUUCUUUGAUAUUCUUGGAAAAGAUAAAAACCCUCUUGAGGAGAAAUCAUACCUAGACCUGACUCUUCACCAGCGUGUUUGGCUUCUGAAAACACUCUGUGACUUAGCAUUGAAUAGAGAUUAUGAUAUACGGGACACCGUUUUAGAAGCCGAUUUCAUGGAGCAGAGAGAUCUGUUCCUUGGUGUGGAUGGGGCAGACAAUUCUUACCUGUACUUUCCAAUCUUUCAAACAACUGAUGUCCGCAUUUACAAGCAUGUACAAUUGCCUGACCCUUCUUCUUCAAAGGACAUUGAAGAGCCAGUCUCUCCUGCUCCUCCAAAAAAGCCAAGAAGGUCACCAUCAAAACCUGCUACUCCAGCACCAGCAUUCAAGCCAAGAAGCUCCCGGCUGAGACAGCUGAGGGAUUCUCCAGCUCCCAUUGAUUUAGAGAUGGAUAAUUCAUCAGAAACAGCUGAUACCGUGACUAGUGGAGAAAAGGAAGAACCCACAAACAUGAAUGAUGAAGAUAAUGAUGAAAAUAAAAAGGAAAACUCUCCUGAAGAACAGCAACAGACACCAGCCAAAUGCACAAUUGAAAAGGGCUUCUCUCUUGCCUGCUAUGAUAUUGAAUCACUACGGAAACUCUGUGAAGAUUUUGCAGAGCCCCCACCAGUGCCUAAAAAGAGGGGUCGUAGGCCAAAGCUGCCUCCACCCAGGAAGAGGUGUGAAAUUGAUCUGCAUGAGACAUUUGUAGCUUUACUUCUGGAACUUGAGAAAUAUGAGGCUACAUUUAGUAGGACUUCUAGCAAGGCGAAGAUCAAAGUGAUGAAAGAGAGUUUGGAACCAGAACCUAUUGACGAGCCAGAAGUAGCCCAGGAAACAAUUGACGAGGACUGGGGCAGUGAAGCUAGCGAUGACGAUGCAGGGGCCAUGCUGGAUACUGAUGACGAGGAGUUCAAACCAGAUAAUGAAACAGACUCAACUGAUGACAAGAAGAACGCAAAGAAAGUAGAUCCAGAUAGCGCUAGUGAUGGCGGCUCUGAGGAUACUUGUGAGUUUUCAAUGCAAACAGCCCUUCCCAGAUUUAAGAAGAAGCGAUUGAGAGAAGAAGAGAAUGCAGACGGUUGCUCCAUCUCAAUCCAAACUCCUCCACCAAAAUUCAAGAAGAAGCCAAAAGGGUGGAGCCCACAAAAAGGAGAGUCCUCUGAUGCUGUUUUAACAGCUCUACAGGCUGGGCGAUCCCCAGCGGCUGUGUUCAUCUCUGCGGUAUCUGCUCAGGAAAGUGUAAAGGCGACAACAACAGCAGCGGAUGGGACACCAUGUAAACUUCCAACAACAGGUACUGUUGUUAGCUGCUCAGAGAUAAAAGCUUCCAUUCCCACUUCUUCAGCCGAAGACCCUCAAAGUGAAGCCCAGAAAGACUCUGUUGGAUCUGGAGUUAAUACAGUACACAGAAAACGAACUCUGGUUUCCCCCGAGGGUCAGACGCAUGAAGUAAAGGCCUUCAUAGAGAGCACAUCAUUGGAGAAUACCACACCUUCACAAACACUCAAGACUGUUAUGUCUAGGACAUCAUCUGCCAAGGCUCUAAUUGCCGAACAGAGUAGCCAAGCAGCUGCUAGCUCAAAGAAAUUAGUCAUGCAGGCCGGAAAGGCAGUCAGUCUCUCUAACACUGUCAAGCCUGCAACACCUCGACCCAAUAUAUUGUCACGCACGAAAAAACAGACUACUGCAACCAGCCAGCAAGUUCCAGGAAGUAACCUUGCCAGCGGACCAUUUGCUGUUUCUCUAGCUCUUUCUAAGGGCAGUAUGGGCCAGCUAUCGAGUGGUGUGACGGAUCCCAAGGAGAUAGCAACCACACCGAGUGUUUCAUCUACAGUUUCGUCCACAACUACCCAACCAAAGCUAGGAACAUCGAUACAUGAGAAGAAAACGCUGGGAAAAGUAACAGUUUCUGGGGCUACACCUGGGAGUAAGGCUGCCAGGGCCAGUAAGCCAAGAACGCCAUCUAAACAAACAACAAGUAGCAUACCAGUGUCUGCAAAACAAAAGAUCGUAGUUGUCCCGGCCGCAUCAGUAGGGCCAAACAGUCCGCUAGCUGGGCUAAAACCAUCUCUUAUUAACACAGGAACUGGAAAGAAGAUUCUUGGUUACGCUAUUGUGGUGCCAGAUGGAUCUAUGGACUCGGUGAAGACACUUCUGAACAGAAACAUAGCACCUGCUGCUCCUGCAAGAUCUGGUAGCCAGUCAGUUGCGCAGAAUCAAGCUAAUCAAGCUGAGGAUGGCGUUAAAGCAGGUCAUAAGACCUCGUUGAGUUGCCAGGGCCCUGCAACUUUUGUCCCAGUUACCCAAGCCAUUCAACAGCUGUCGCCUAGUCCAACCCAUGGUACUGCAACAGUCAGCCAAGCUUCAGUCGCGGUAGAACUGGCCCAGCAGUUUACAACAGGCAUAGCCCAUGGCAAUAUAGCAAGCGUCCCCGUCACCAAGAUUCAGUACAUCAAACCGGUCCAACAGGUUACAGGUACUGCUGCCCUCGGUAAUGCUGCUCGCAAUCUAGUCAAACAGACUACACAAGCAGUUAAACUCAUUCAACCUGCUGCAGUAGAUACUGGCCUUGUUAAUGCAACUGGUGUCCCUACCACCAAUGCCUUAGGUAGCGUGCAGUUAAUUCAACAAGUCGUCGCUGGUACUGUAACCCCCAACCAGGCUAAAGGAGCUGUUAGACUAGUUCAACAAGCUUCAGCAGAUGUUAUCCCUGGCGUUGCAACUGGCGUCCCUUCAGGUGCUGUAAACCUUGUUCAGCAGAUUUCAACGGGUGUUAGCCUUGGUUCUCCAGUUGGUGUCUCGGUCAAACAGGCUGCAGGAGCAGUCAAACGGGUUCAACAGGUUUCAGCAAGUGAUGGCCUUUGUGUGACAUAUGCAGUUGGGCCUUCUGCUGUACCUGCUGGAAUUCCGAGUACUUUACUAUUAACCGGUGUAAAACCGGUUCAGCAAGCUUCAAGUGGAGUUAGACCUGUUGCUGUUACCCCGAGGAUUCCAGUUACUCUGACGCCGAAUGCAAUUAGACCUGGUGCACAAAUUUUGGUCAGUGUUCGGCCCGCUUCUAAGGGUGUUACUGUGCCUGGUAAACAGAUAGUUGCAGGGGUUAAGCAAGUCCCGAUCCAUUCUUCUCCUGACAUCCUAGCUCGGGUUUUACCUGCACCAACUUCUACGCCCCUGAUGAAUGUAAGUAUUGCCAAUCCCAGUAACCAAAGUCUAGCUAACAUCAAACCAGCGCUGGGAGUACCCGCUAUUACUGUUCCACACUCGAAUACUGCAAGCAAACCAUUGACUAAGACAGUGACAUCUCCGCUGCUACCAAAUUCUAAUCUACUUGUGAAUACGUCACCUGUCAGUCAAACCCACCCUCUGAGCGUCCAGCAGGUCGCACAGAUGAUCGUUAGCACGCCAAGUACCGCCGCAGUCUCGCUAGGUACUGUUACGCCAAGUCACGUGGAACCUAUCAAGCACCUUAUGAUUGGAGGUAAACCUGUCGCACUGCUCACUGCGCCUCGAACAGUUCAAGUUCCCCAGUCUUCCACGAAGCUUGGUGAUCCUACCGGCAGACCAGCUCCUCAAGAUCGUAAGACUUACGUACCUGCUUCUCAAGCGUCCAUAACAAGUGUUAGCACGCCAGUUUGUCCUAAUGCUCAAACUACAUCCCAGGUCAGCAGUGAUGGAGCCUCGAGUCUCGUGAGCAAUGAACAGGUCGACAGGUCCAACACGGUACAAGCCUCUCUUGCACCUAUAACACCUAUACUCCAGACCGGGCUUACUGCAUCGCCGUCCCUUGAUACUACGAGCAAAAGUAGUGUUUGCCUUAAUAAGACGAUUUCAAAUUUGGUUGGUUCUCCCACUUAUUCCUACUCUACUUCAGUGCAAGCUACUGCAUUAACUGCAAGCCAAGCUAUAAGCAGUUGCAGUACCAGCACAAACCGCGAUAGUUGUGGUUCAGCCACUCAUCCUUGUACUUCUCCUUCUGAACUCCAAAUCCCGCCGAGGGGACUGAACGUUUUUACUUGUCAAACAGACAGAAGCUCCACCAACUCGAGCUUUACGAGAGCUACUUCUCCGACUACAGAGAUGCUUAGCUGCAAGGAAACAUUAUUUGACGGUCAUAUCAGCGGUGAUGGAUAUUCAACAUCUGAACACCAUCAAACACUUAACGCUUCGAAUAGAUCGUCCGAAACAACGACUCGCACGGAGACAAAGUCGGGAACCUCAGUAAACCUGCCGGAAAAGCCGAACUGUAAGGGCACGAAUGGUGUGUCAACCGAUACAAUUUGCCCGAAGAACAAACCAAUUGACGAUAAUUUAACCACUAAACUCUACAAUGGCUCUCUAGAUCCUAUUCGUGAGAGUAAAAAGAAAGAAGUGCCCGACGUAGCUGUUGCCGUGAAUGGCAGUACUGAUCAUACAAUUUCUGACUUUGAAUCCAAAAUCUGAUCGCAUACAGUGGUGGUGUCUUUUUUUAUUGAUUAAAUGUUUACUCUAUGAUAAAUCUUGGGGAAUCUUGAUUCAUAUUGUAGCAGUUAAAUUAUACUGGGUUCACGAUGGAGGCGAUAUGUCAAUGUUGGUGUGAAAACAGUGUUUCAGUGUUACCAGGGAAUCUGGAUUUUUACAAAGUACAUGCUGAAAGAAAUGGCGUCCGCAUCCUAAAGACUUCAAUAGAUGACAAAGGCUUGCCACUAGGGAUCUAACUACAGGCAACAGUUUACCAGCAGGCAGCCUAGUUUCACUUUAAAGCAAUGCAGUUCCUGCUCGGAUAAGUAAGUUAUCAUGCAGCCGCUCUAACCGCUCUAAAUCGCACGUGAAAUGACAUAAAUUGACUAUAGACCCAAGGCUUUUUUUAAAUAAAAUGUUCAUUGA
This is a messenger RNA of Nematostella vectensis (starlet sea anemone), 6169 nucleotides long. RefSeq lists its product as uncharacterized. The transcript is spliced from 12 exons. The record is from RefSeq and is a predicted model, not a curated record. The coding region runs from base 179 to 5746 and encodes 1855 amino acids. NCBI's taxonomy places the organism in Eukaryota, Metazoa, Cnidaria, Anthozoa, Actiniaria, Edwardsiidae. Gene Ontology annotation, molecular function: protein binding.